Molecule: messenger RNA, 4400 nt
Organism: Columba livia (rock pigeon)
Lineage: Eukaryota; Metazoa; Chordata; Aves; Columbiformes; Columbidae
Gene: ATPSCKMT
Product: ATP synthase c subunit lysine N-methyltransferase
Exons: 5
Coding region: 320-985 (221 amino acids)
Biological process (GO): positive regulation of proton-transporting ATP synthase activity, rotational mechanism; regulation of mitochondrial ATP synthesis coupled proton transport; peptidyl-lysine trimethylation
Cellular component (GO): mitochondrion
Molecular function (GO): protein-lysine N-methyltransferase activity
Source: RefSeq, a predicted model, not a curated record
CUUGGUGCUGAGGGAGCGCGGUGAUGGGGGAAUGGGUUUAGUGCUGAGAGGGCGGGCAGAUGAUGGGCGGCUCUGCAGUUGGUGGAGCUGUAUUCUGGAGAAAAGUUUCUCCUGUAGGGAAGAGCACUAACCGCUCAGGGACGCCUGUCUCCCUGAUGGUGGGACGGUCUCUGCCCGCGCUGCCCUUGAGCUGCUCCGGGGCGCGCUGCUUGCCGGCCGGGCGGGCGGGAAGGAAGAACCACGGGCUUGAACAGAAACGGCUUUCCUGCACUGACAGAGUGACCUAGCGCUUCAGCUCCUCACAGGCAGUAAUGGUGUGAUGGCCAAGGCGCUGGCGAACGGGAGCCAGGCAGCGGGCACACAGGAGGAUUGCGAAGGCGGCUCCAGGAGGAGGAGCUGGGGGCUGCUGGUCACCGCUGGUGUUGGGGGGACCUUGGUGGCACUUUAUGCUGUGGCCACCCCCUUCGUGGCCCCGGCUCUGAGGAAGGUGUGCCUGCCCUUCGUUCCUGCGACCUCUGCUCAGAUCCAGAAUGUGCUGAAAAUGCUGGAAAACAGAAGUGGCUCUCUAGUUGACAUUGGUAGUGGGGAUGGGCGUAUAGUGAUAGCAGCUGCAAAAAAGGGAUUCAAAGCUGUUGGUUAUGAAUUAAAUCCCUGGCUAGUCUGGUACUCUAGAUACCGAGCCUGGAGAGAUGGGGUACAUCAGAACACCAGAUUUUAUAUUUCAGACUUAUGGAAGGUUUCCUUUUCCCAUUAUACAAAUGUUGUUGUUUUUGGGGUACCUCAAAUGAUGCCACAGUUGGAGAAGAAGCUAGAAGAAGAACUUGAAUGUAAUGCCAGAAUCAUUGCCUGUCGUUUUCCUUUCCCUUGCUGGAUUCCAGAUCAUACUACUGGAGAGGGAAUAGACACUGUAUGGGCCUAUGACUUGAAACAUUCUAGAGGAUGUGAAACAAAAAACUUGGAAAUUACACCAGAGACAGAAUCAUGAACAUCUAAUUAGUUUUCGUCCUGAAAUUUUGUGUCUUUGCUUGUUAAAGAUUAAUGUGAACACAGCCCCAGGUUAUGGAGAGAGAUAUUUUCUACAAUAACUGGUUAUCUGAAAUCACACAAAGGUUAGUGAAAAGCAUAGUCAAAUGGCUUAGUGUAGUUAGUAAAAAUUAUGAGAAAGUUUUGUAGAAGCAGAAGACUUUAAUGUGAAAAAUGAGAUAAAACAUGGUUUACUACUGUUGAUGGGAACAUAUGUAUAAGUUAAAAUGCUCAAAUUGGUGAACUUAAUACAUGCAUUCUUUCUGAGCCUGUAUACCAUUUGUUGUUGGUGUUGGUGUGCAAGUAGCUUCUCAAAUGAGCUGUGGUUCCCAAACGUCUUCAUUGCGUAUGCCAAGUAGGCGUAGUGCUGCAUACACUGAACUGAUGCAGAUUGAGUAUGUUGAUGAUGCCAGUGUUUUACACCUUGGCCUUCAAUGUGUACUUUUUAAAGUUGGAUAUGACACAACAAGAAAAUAUAACAAGUUGUUUAUUCAUUAACACAAGUGCAGCCCUUUAUUAUAUUAAUGUAUUUUUAUUAUGUGAAGACAAAACUGAAAAAAUGAGCUCUUAGUGAAUACUUACUGGUAUAAGCCUUUUCAAAUGACCAUUAUUUUUCCUGACCUCUCUGAUUUAGGAAGGGUUUCAAAAGUCAUCUACUUGGAAGUGAAGCGUCACCACUUCUGUGUGCUUAAACCUUAGACAAGGUGUGGGUGAGAGUUGCUUACUGGAAUGGGUAAUGAAGACUGUUUCCGAUUCCAGGGCUAGUUCGUCCGGCUAGCUUGGUUAAACUUGGUUAGACUUCAUUGAAUUUGUAGUGAGAAAAGAAGGGAGGUUUUCAGUCAGGCUUUUUUCCCUUGUACUUUUCUGAGGUCUGAUGAGAUCUCAAAACUCCUGGCAUCGCUGCAUGGCUUUUCUUGGAAGUGAAGCAAGUUCUCCCCGCCUUUUUGCUGAUACUGGUUUGCUGUGGGGUACUGUCACUGCCAUGACAUUUUCCUUUUCUAACAUGGUUUGAGAACUUUUAUUAAUUUGUAACAGUCUGCUUACUUGGUUGGUCUUUUGGUUCCCAGGCAAAGUUUGACUGUUUUCACACAUUAAUAACUAGUCAAAGUUCAUAGUUAACCUCCUCUGGCCCCCAUGAACAUAUAGACUAUUUGUUAAGUGAUGACUACAUAAGUUUGUCAGACCUUUUGCAUCUAUGAUAUGCAUAGAACAAAGCUAAAACAGGGUAGGCAAUUGUCAUCUGACUUCUAAGCAAUUAUUACCACAACUGAAAUUAAUUUAGGCCAAGAGAAGUGCUGAGACCAUGCAAUUUCAGGUAAAUACAAAGCCUGUGACAUUUUAUUAAGUGUUGGGAAAGCCUGUUUGCUGGGCUAUAGUAUCUGAUUUGAAGUGAAGUCAGGUGUUAUUUGGGAUGUAUAGUCUGAGGCUUUUUUCUGGUGGGAUGGGAGGAGAAAGGAGGAUUUAAACUACAGUCUACACCGAAGAAUGGAAGUAGAGCAGUAGAAUAGUUUUGUUCUGGUAAUGUAUACAAAGCAGAAGAAGGGGGCAAAUUGUAUGUGCUCUGGAGUCUGUGAAGGAGAGAUGAUUUCAGCCUCGCGGGGGAAGGCACAUUUGUCAACAUGGAGACUGUAUGUACUGAAUAAUACUUGAUUUCUGGUCAGCAGUCUUUUACAGCCUUUCACCACAGUGUAAUGUAGUACAUCUUGUAAAACUACAGUAAAUUAUUUUUACCAUGAUUUAAGUGUUAUCAUUAUUGCACAGUGACAGGACAGGGCUACAGUGGCUUGUCUAAAAUGGCUGAAUUUACUUUAAUAUCCCAAGGCCAUAAAACUGGAACCUUAGACAAAGGAAAUCUGAAAUUAUUUCUAUUGAAAAAGACCAUACAACAGGGAAAUUAGCUUAUUAAGCCAAAUCCUUCCCUGAAUGAUUAUAAAGGAGAAAGCAAAAGAUUUUGAUUGAUUGAAUAGUGACUCUUCUGUAAUGCAGUGCUUUGACCCAAGUUUUUACUGCCUGCUUUCAUUGAAGUUGGUUUGCAGGGAAUGAAGCAGAUAUUUACUUUUUCUGCUGUGUCUGACUAUGUCUAUUGCAUUAUCAUUUGCCAGUUAUAAAGGUAAAAUUGAAUUUCUCAGUUCUGCCUGUGGUAAAGGCUUUGGGGAAUGUACUUCUUAGUUACCAUCUGUUGCUCCAGAAAUAUUUGUUAAGGAGGGCAAGUUAGAAUUAAUGACGUGAUGGCCUGAGCUUUAGGAGCACUAAGCGUUGUCCUCAAGGCAAGGAGAGAUUUAUGAAUGCUUUUAAAGUAAAGCAGAGGGCUGUUUCUUGCUCUGGCCAUUUACUUUUGGGGGCCUACACUGAGACAGACAGUGGUCUGAAGGUGCAGUAUUCCUUGUUACAUAAGGAAACAUGCUGUAUUUCUGUGUCGAUGGCUGAAGUGUGAAAUGGAAAGCGAAUUGCUCUAAUUUACACAGGGGGACUGGGAAAGCAUUUUCUUGUCGUGUUGUCCUCAAUUUUUCCAUUACUUGUUGUGUUUAUUUGAUAGUUUACAAGAUUAAAUACUUAACUGUGAUUUCAGUUAUCACUGUAUGGAUUAUUAUAUUGAUAUUCUUCCAAUUGCUAGGCUCAUGUAUUAUGAUUUCAUUGAUAUACUACUUCAAAAUACAAAUUAUUUUCUUCUGAAAACCAGGAAAGCCUUAGAGAACGGUCUUAAUGAAAUUAUAGUCUAGUUCUGAAGCCAAAAGAAGGAAACCUUCAAGCUACACAUACUGUUCAAUACCAAAUUCAGAUACACAGAAAAACCUAUAGUUUAUCUUUGUUUACGUUCUCUAGUAGAAUCACGUGCCUUUGGGAAUUGCUUGUUUUAUUUUUUCCUUGCCUUGCCUAGGUAGGGUCAGAGUUCUAUAGGAGUCAGACUUUAUUUUUUUCUUUGUUUCUUGAGAUACAUUAUGUCCCUGCAGGCUUUGUAAUGCAAAAACAGUUGUGCUAAUGCACAGUUUGAGUGCUACAAUUCCAAUUUUGUAGCUUUCUAUUUUGCAUAAAUUUGCUUUCUAGAGAGAAAUAGGGAGUACAGCUACAAGUCAGCCAUUUGAUAUGCAGUGUACUGCACAGUCACUACAGCUACACAGCAAUGUUAACUGAGCUUGUCCAGAUUUGUUUGUAAAAUGUGCACAUAUUUUUUGAGCUUUAGGCAUUUCUGUGUUACUGGGUGUAUUGAAGUUCCUGACUUACCCUCUGGAGUCUGAUUGUAUGUUGUCACUUAAUCUAAUACUGCUCCAAGAAAAUUAACCCUCUGUCUCUGAGCCGCUGUUUAAUUCUGACUCAGGCGUUAUAGCGAGGUAAAAAGGUACAGAAUCAAGUUUAAAAUAAAGCACUGCAUUUCACAA